CAGGAGGCAACAGGGCUUGACACAGUUUAAUCCAGAGAGAGUGUUAGGGCUUCGGACAAAAGAGGGAGUUUGGCUACAGGCUGACCAGGGAGAGGCAGAGGGGUUAAGGACACAGCAGGAGUACCUGCAAGGAACAGGACUGGAGACCAUGGACAACUCUUUCAAAGCCCAUGACUAGGUGGGCUAGGUCUGACUUGAAGGACCAAGAAGCCUGAGUCUCUACUGGAGGUCAGAGAUGCUUGGAUAAAUAAAGUCCCAAGGGAAAGGGUAAAUCUUCACUUUCUCCUUCCUUCCCAUUCCAGCUCCAGAAUGUUGACCAUCGCUCUUCUCGCCCUUCUUUGUGCAUCCGCCUAUGCCAAUGCCAUUCAGGCUAGGUCCUCCUCCUAUAAUGGAGAGUAUGGAGGCGGUGGUGGAGAACGAUUCUCUCAUUCUGGCAACCAGAUGGAUGGCCCCAUCACUGCCAUCCGUGUCCGAGUCAACAGAUACUACAUCGUAGGUCUUCAGGUGCGCUAUGGCAAGGUGUGGAGCGACUAUGUGGGUGGCACCCAGGGAGACAUGGAGGAGAUCUUUCUGCACCCUGGGGAAUCAGUGAUCCAGGUGUCUGGCAAGUACAAGUACUAUCUGAGGAAGCUGGUCUUCGUGACUGACAAGGGCCGCUACCUGCCUUUUGGGAAGGACACAGGCACAAGUUUCAACGCUGUCCCCUUGUACCCCAACACCGUGCUUCGAUUCAUCAGUGGCCGAGCUGGCUCCCUUAUAAAUGCCAUUGGCCUGCACUGGGACAUCUACCCCAGUGAAUGCAGCAGCUGCUGAGCCCCAGCCUCCUCCUGGGCAGGGGGGCAAUGCAGUGGGGGGGUGGGAGAACCCACUUACCACUAACCCCAUCCACAAGGCACAAUUAAAAAAAUAAAA
Molecule: messenger RNA, 912 nt
Organism: Phyllostomus discolor (pale spear-nosed bat)
Lineage: Eukaryota; Metazoa; Chordata; Mammalia; Chiroptera; Phyllostomidae
Gene: ZG16
Product: zymogen granule protein 16
Exons: 3
Coding region: 310-813 (167 amino acids)
Source: RefSeq, a predicted model, not a curated record